AUGCCUGGGGCUAUAGGUAUUCUAGGUCUUGUAAAUACUCAGGAUGCUCUUUUCAAAGCAAUAUUCAUGGAAAGGAGGCUCUCUAAGCAUAAUUUGAAGGAGGUUUCAAUAUCCGCAAUUGUUCUUAAAGUGAUGGAUGAGUCCGUUUCUGUUAAGGAUGGCGGGCUCGUUGUGUUAGGUCUUACCAGGAUUUUUGUAAGGAAGCUAAAAUACCUACAGGAUGAAUGUAGUGACACUGUUCACAAAAUCUAUCAGAAGGGCGGGGAUAGAGGAAGAGGUCUUAAGCAGCCAUCCUCAAAGGGGAUAACAUUGGGGUUAGACCUUGAAAGCCUUUAUAUCGAUGACCAAAUGAUAAGUCCUGAAGAGUUUGUGAUUCUUCCGGAGGAGGAUAAUGAUUGUGAUGCCCACGAAGGUGUAGAUUUCAGCUUUAAUGAAUUCAAUGAUAUUUCUCAUGUUGAAGAAGGUAGAUUUGAAGGUGAAGAUAACACUAGAGUUUCUACAACUACAGAGGUCACUCAGAUUCCUUUAGGGGAGCGUAGAGAGAAAAGAAGGAAGAUUAUCGAGGAUUCUGAGCUGGAAUUUGAUGCUCAGGUGUUUAGAGAGAAUCUUAGAAACACAAGGGAUAUAGUAUGUAAGGAAAAGGCCCUUGAUAUAAGGGAUGAGCUUGCCUCUAAGCUUUCGAUUGCACCUGAGAUAUUAUCUAGGAUUUGCCAUAGGGAGAUACAUCCAAGGGAAAGUGUAGAAGGAGCCCGUGACCUAACACUAUUAGAGUCCUACGGGGACAUUAGCUUCGGUGAUCAGGUUGUUGAAUCACAAGCAUCUGAGGAAAUCACUAUUGAAGAAAGCCUUGAUGUAGAGAAACUACCUGAUAGAUUUAUUUUCAACGAACUUACUAUUGGGCAUAGUAGACAUGAGAAAGGUAGAAUGUUUUUGUCACUCCUAAAACUACUUGGGGAUGGAGUCUUGCAAGCAUACCAAGACCGUUCUUAUUCUAACAUAGAGUGCAGGGUUUUAUAA
This is a messenger RNA of Encephalitozoon romaleae SJ-2008, 1017 nucleotides long. RefSeq lists its product as hypothetical. Gene Ontology annotation, molecular function: protein binding; chromatin binding. Gene Ontology annotation, biological process: synaptonemal complex assembly; mitotic sister chromatid cohesion; replication-born double-strand break repair via sister chromatid exchange. The record is from RefSeq and is a predicted model, not a curated record. NCBI's taxonomy places the organism in Eukaryota, Fungi, Microsporidia, Unikaryonidae. Gene Ontology annotation, cellular component: synaptonemal complex; cohesin complex. The transcript has a single exon. The coding region runs from base 1 to 1017 and encodes 338 amino acids.